AUGUAUAAUCGAUCCGCCACGGGCGGGGGCGGAGGGGGAGGAAGAAGAGGAGGGAACUACCAGCAGCAACAGCGCAAAGAUCCCGCGCCUGGUGGGUACUUGCCCCAGCAGCAGGGGCGGGUAAUGCCGCCUCAUGCGCAGCAGCAGGUCCCCACUGCACACAUCUACCCGCCUCAACACCAAUCCCUCCCGCCUCAACACCAUCACCACCAACUUCAUGGAGCCCCGCAGCAGCAGCCACACCCGCAUGCUGCUCACCCCCACGCUCAGCACCCCCAGCACCCCUCUCAUUCUCAGCAUCCGCAUUCGCACUCCGCCCAUCCAUCACAUGGAGGCCCUCCGCAGCCGCAGCAUCCGCAUGCCUAUCACAAUCCAUCGUCCUACACCCAGCCCCCCGCCGGCCGCGUCUACCCGCCUCGCGGGCCGGCGCAGGGAGGCAGCGCGACUGCACAGCCGCCACAGCUCUACAGCAACCCUCCUGCCAUGCCGCAGCCCAUGACGUCGCAAUACCCACCGCCCAAGAAGUACACACUGACGCGUCCGCCAGACCGAAAGCAGUUGAGCGACAGCCUCGACGUACCCGGCUACUACCCUCUCGUUCCAACUGCGGGCGAAGAACAGUUCGCGCGUCCCGCGAUCUCGGGUGGCUACCACGAGCCUUCCGCUGUCUCCAACGAGUUUGGCACGAUGAGGACCGUUUUCUUUCCCAAGCAGCCCGAGGAAGACAUGGAGGCGCUGUGCUUAGCCACCAAGGCGCAGAUGCUCAAGGUCGUCAACGAGGCCAACUGGAUGAUGAAGUGCCGACCCCGGAAGGAUCUUUCGGCCUUCAGCGCUCUCAAGGAGCGCAAGAGCGCGAAGAGUCGAACCAACAAGCUCCCCGUGCUCCUGCCCAUCCAGCACAAGGAGCCGUUCAUUCAGAGUUUGGCCGAAUCCGAGCCGCUUCACCUCCUGGCGAGCCGUGUGCCUCAUGGAUACCGCAAUAAUCAACUGUUGGAGGUGUUGGCCGUGCGCAAGGUGCCGCUUUUGCGAGCAACGUGGUACAUCAAGAUCGUGCAGCUCAACAACAACCGACAGAAGGCCGCGAACAAGCGGAAUCGCGUGAAUGCGUCCGAGGACUGGACGAAAACGAUCGUCGACUAUCUGUUCGACCUCCUGGCCGAACGCAACGGCAUGGCCAUCAGUAGUGCACAGGCCAGCAAGUACCUCAUGUCGACACUCCGCUUCCGACGAAAGCCGCCCUCGUCGGCCGCCUCUACAACCACCUCCACCUCUCCGUCCACCUCCACCUCUUCAUCGUCGACGCCAGCCACGAUGCCGGCGACCCACCUGCCUCAUGGGGCCACGCUAUCGCCCUCGCCCUCGCCCUCGCAGCCGAUCAAAACGCCGGCGCCGGCCACACCCGAGGACGGCGGGCCGUCGUCGUCGGUCAAGAGCGAGGCGCGGCCCAUCAUGCUGGCCAGCAUCGUGGUCGACGCGGCCGACAAGGAGAGCACGACAUCGUCGCUGACAUCGUCGACAGCGACGCCACAGCUGAGCGAGGAGGAGGCCAAGCUGGAGGCGUGGUACUCCAAGUUUUCCUACGUCGUCAAGCUCAUUCACUGGAACUUCACCGAACGACUGCUCAUACGGAAAAUGCUUCUGGAUCGACUCGUCGAGAAGCUGACCACCUACACAUCCUCCUCCUCCUCCUCUUCAUCAUCUUCCUCUUCUUCCUCGUCUUCGACCACGUCUGGCGGCGGCCCGGCGCUCGCCUCCGAUUCCAAGGCGUCGGCCUUCGAUGACCAGUCCCUCAUCCUCUCUAUCGUUUUCCAAUAUUUAUACGACAUUUGCAAGUGGAAGCCACGAGUGAAGCGACUCGUGAAGUAUUCCAUCGCCACCCUCUCCAAGCUUUCGUCCGAACUGGGCGGAGAUGUAUCCAGUGACUGGGAGAGCCGAAACUACUUGUACAAAAGCGUGUCUAAUGUUUUGCGUUAUGCCAUCCAGGUGGUGCCGCCAGACGUGUUGUACUACAUCGACAAGGAGCUGCUCGUGCCACUGCAGGCCAUUCGGCUCGGCGAGCAGCACGACAAUUUUCCCGUAUUUGCGAAAUACAACCGCCUCCUGCACGAGGCUCGCGCGAACGUGCGAUCGCCACCGAGCUACAGUUCGACGAACCUCACCAUGGCCACCGUUGUCGAGCUGCUCGACUCGUUUGGCAAGCCUGGCGUCAGCAUCACCACUUUGUACAGGCGACUUUUCCCUUCGUGGUGUGAACAUUCACUCGGGGCAGCGGACAAUGGAAUCGACUUGGAGAUCAUCAAGAUGAUCUGUAGAUGGGCGACGACGCGGCAUCGCAAGGAGGUGCCCUAUCGAGCGUUCACCGCGGCGGCCGUGCUCCGGCGACACUGCGACAUCGUCGAGCGGAAGACCAAGCACCGGCCACAGCUGCAGAGCCUGCUCCUGACCUUCCUGGAGAAGGACAGGUCCGAAGAUGAGGGCCAGCAGAUUGUGGUGUUCUUUGGCGAGCUGAUUCGACACGACCUCUUUUCUCAUGACGCCUUCGUACGACACCUCAUCGCUUCGGGCGUGUUCGAGCCCUCGUGGCCUGACCAGGAAAAGGCGGAGCGGUACCGGCGGUAUCUACGGGAUAUUCCCAUACCCGGGCACUACCGCCACGAGCACAACCAGCGACGAGUCGUUUUGUUUGGACUCGACCGGGUCAAGGAGGACGUGGUGAAUGCGGUGCGAGUGUUGAAAUGUACAUCGCUCUAUCUCAACCCGCAGGGCAUCCCCUCGUCGCCCUUCCAAUGGCCCUCGCCGGCCUUUGCCGCCGACCUCGUCCGCGACUCGGCCUUCCUCUCCGACGAGGUCGGCCUGCCCUUCCACCACUCCUUCCUCUUCGACAUCGCCCGACACGUCGAACACGAGCUUGCCGAGUCGCUGCAGGGCGACACGGAGCGGAUAAAGGACACGUUUUCGCAUCUCAUGGCCAACACCCCGCGAUACUACCUGUGCCUCAUGGCCGAAUGGCUCUCGAAUUGCGUGCGAACGUGCUUCUCGCCCAAACUGAACGGGAGUGCCGGAGGUGACACGACGUGGCGGUGUACGGACGUCGACCUGCAGCACGUGUUCCAAGUGCUCGACCAGGCGCAGGACUUCAAUGCGCUGGCCCGUCUGCUGCUCUUCCUCAUCAAUUGCGUGCCGGCCACCUACCUGGCGCCCCUGUUGGCCGUUGCCAAAGACCACGAGGGAGCGUUCGUGAGCCAGAAUGCCCUGACGUCGCUCUUGGACGUUCUGAGCUCGCGAAGGGUCGACGCCAUUCCGCAGGAGCGGGGUCCGAUGGAGCUGCAGAUGUAUCUGCAGGCCUACCUGGCGGAGCUGCUGAGCCGCUACUCGGAAUGCGAGGAGACUGUGGCCUGGCUGCAGGAGAAGCAGAUGCAGAAGAGCGACUUCAUGGCCGCCAGCAUCCAGCAGAUGCAAGAGGGCAGCCCCUCUUUUUCGAUGAUGCACAAGACCCCGGUGACGCCACGGAUGUCGCCCAAGACACCGCUGGGCCAUUCGGCCGAGGAGACGCUCAACCUCAUCCUCGACAGCCUCAACGUGUGGACCCUCCAGCUCACCGCCGGCCACCUCCUGGACUGGAUGGCCAACAUCGACCGGUCCUCCUUCGCCAGUCCCGGCCACGACCUUCCGGGAGGGAGUCGGGUGUUUUUGAUGAACAGGCUGCUGGCGCGGCUGUUGGGCAACCACUUCGGGGCCGGCGAGGAGAUGAGCCCGUCCGUGUUCGGGCAGCUGGUGUGCCUGCUGGGCGUCCACUUCGAGAAGGACUUCUUCCGCCAUGUACAGACCAUCCUCGAGGCGCGCGACGCCCUGCUCGGCGUCGUCUCCUUCUACGACCACCUCGCCUCAGUGUGCGCCGAGGGCGGCGUGGACACGUCAGCAGCGAGAAUGUCAGGAAUGGUGAUGCAGCAGGCCCAGACGACGGGGUCGACGUCGCUGAUGGAGCACCUGAAGGCCAACAUGCAGCUGCAGGAGGCCUUCAUCGAGAUGGUGACGCCGAGCCUGCUGCAGACCACCACCGAGCAGAAGCAGGCCUUUGUGCAGUCGCUCACGGCCCAGCUCAAGGCCCUCCUCCAGGGCGACCGCACCUCGUCGACCGCCAUUCUCCUCGACCCGGGCCGCGUGUGGUUGGCCAAGCAGGGCCUGUGGAUGCGGCUGCGCUUCAUCAUCGCCCUGCUGCCGCUCCUGCUCAAGAAAGAGAACCGAACGGUCGUCGUGGCCGCCGCCGCCACCACCACCGCCGCCGCCGCCGCCGCCAGCUGUAAAUACGUCGACGACCUCGUGCUCACGCUGUUCAAGUUCUUCGGCAAGACCUUCCUGCUGGUGCCCGAUGACGACGACCUGUUCCGCGACCUGCUCGACCUGGUGCACGCCCUGGUGCACCACUACGGCGAGGAGCUCAUCAGCGCCGCCGCCUCGGGCUUCUUCUUCUACGCCGGCGUUGGCGGCGCCGGUGGUGCUGGCGCCGGCGGGCGGCCGACGUCGGGCUUUGGCGUCGCGGCUGCCGGCGGGUCCGGGGCCGACGACCAGGAGGAGGAGGUCGACGACUCGUCCAUCUCCUCCACCCUGCGACAGCGACUUAAGGAGGACUCGAAGAAGAUGAUCAUGGCGCUGCCCGACGCGAAGCGGAAGUUGAUGAAGCGCUACUUCCCGUUCCUCCACCAGCGCACCGCCAACUCGAGCGUGGUGCGCGUCGUGCGCUACCCGAACCCGGCCACCGGUGGCGCGUCAUCGACGGGCGGCAUGCCCCAGUCGCCGCACACGCCGUCGUCGUCCGCCUCGCCCUCGUCGUCGCUCAUGUCGCCCCUCUCGCCGUCGGUCAUGCUCGCCGCCGGCGGCAGCGGCCUGCCCGUCGGCCCGCCCACGGUCGCCGUCGACCCGUGGCAGCUGCUCGAGGACUGGGACGACACCCUGCUGGCGCCCUCGCUCUUUGGCGGCGCCCUGCAGCCGCGGCGGCAGCUCACCUACGCCGCGGCCCUGUUCGAAGACGACAUGCCGCCGCCGCAGGCGCUGCUCGCCGCCACCGCCACCCAAGCCGAGUCACAACACGCCAUGCAGCAGCAACAACAGCACCUCCAUCAGCAACAUCAACAUCAGCAGCACAUGCUGCAGCAGAAGAUGAUGUCCUCCUCGUCUUCGUCUUCCUCGUCGUCGUCGUCGUCGUCGUCGGCAACUGCGUCGCCGCAGGCUGGCCGGAAGCGAGGUUGGGAGGAGGUCGGGAUGAAGCUGCCACAGGCGCCACCAACGCGACCCACCAAACGAGCCGCCCUCGAGUGA
This is a messenger RNA of Acanthamoeba castellanii str. Neff, 5316 nucleotides long. RefSeq names its product transcription mediator subunit med12 protein. Gene Ontology annotation, cellular component: mediator complex. The record is from RefSeq and is a predicted model, not a curated record. Lineage: Eukaryota; Discosea; Longamoebia; Acanthamoebidae. The transcript has 23 exons. Gene Ontology annotation, biological process: regulation of transcription by RNA polymerase II. Gene Ontology annotation, molecular function: transcription coregulator activity. The coding region runs from base 1 to 5316 and encodes 1771 amino acids.